Toxotes jaculatrix (banded archerfish) is the source of this 1345-nucleotide messenger RNA. RefSeq names its product DCN1, defective in cullin neddylation 1, domain containing 5 (S. cerevisiae) (gene dcun1d5). Gene Ontology annotation, biological process: positive regulation of ubiquitin-protein transferase activity; protein neddylation. Gene Ontology annotation, cellular component: ubiquitin ligase complex. Lineage: Eukaryota; Metazoa; Chordata; Actinopteri; Toxotidae. The coding region runs from base 201 to 920 and encodes 239 amino acids. Gene Ontology annotation, molecular function: ubiquitin conjugating enzyme binding; ubiquitin-like protein binding; cullin family protein binding. The transcript has 10 exons. The record is from RefSeq and is a predicted model, not a curated record.
CGGAAACGCCGGCGAUAGCUGAGACCCCGGUGUUGGAGAAGCAGGUGGAACUGAUUUAACAGACGGAGAGUGGGAAACUGGAAUAAAGAACAAGCUGUGCCGCCUGUCAGACAUCAGAACCGUAUCAGAAACGCUGGACGAGCUUAUAGAAUCUUUUAGAUUUGAAUGGACAAGGCAGCCAGAAGUACACAGUCCAGCUAAUGAAGCCUGCUAAAGGUUCAGUGAUGCCUGUGAAGAAGAAGAGAAAGCUCCCUGAUGCAGAUGAUAAUGAGCACAAAUGUAAAAUUACAAGUUUCACCCGACCUCAGAUCCGUGGUGCGAGGCCGAUCAGCGCUGACAAACCCUUCUCCAGUAAGAAGUGCCUGGCCUGGUUCCACGAGUACGCCGGCCCCGACAAGGUGGUCGGUCCAGAGGCCAUGGAGAAGUUCUGUGAAGACAUUGGAGUGGAACCAGAGAAUAUUAUCAUGUUAGUUUUAGCGUGGCAUCUAGAAGCAGCAAAUAUGGGGUUCUUCACAAAAGAGGAGUGGCUCAGGGGAAUGACGUUAUUACAGUGUGACGGCACGGAGGGGUUACAGAGCAAACUGGAUUACCUUCGCAGCGAGCUCAACGACUCUGUGGUCUUUAAAAACAUCUACAGAUACGCCUUUGACUUCGCCAGAGAUAAGGACCAGAGGAGUCUGGACAUGGACACGGCUAAAUCCAUGCUGGCUUUACUGCUGGGAAGAACAUGGCCUCUCUUCCCAGUCUUCCACCAGUUCCUGGAGCACUCCAAGUACAAGGGGAUGAAUAAGGACCAAUGGUAUAACGUUUUGGAGUUCAGCAGGACCAUCAACACAGACCUCAGUAACUAUGAUGAAGAUGGAGCGUGGCCAGUGCUGCUAGACGAGUUUGUGGAAUGGCAGAAAGCUUCAGCAUCAUAGCAGACGACGUCACGACACCAAAAAGGGGAAAGAGGGAGACCACAAACGCAGCAGGAAUCUGUUCAUCGUUUAAGAAAAAGGAAAAACGUCUCACUAACACGCACAAACACGGACUCCAGAAUCAUCUCUGUGGACUCUGGGUACACUCACAUCCCGUCAGAGAUUGUCUCUGUAUCGUCAGCCAACUGUUGUCAAGAGGCCUUUCUCUCACUGAGUAGACUUUUUAUAGUGUUCAUUUGGAGAAAAGAAAAGUGGGGAGAAGUUCCUAAAAUAAGAAAACAAACAAAAAAGAACUGAGAGAAAAGAUGUGGAAUUUAUGUUUUCUUGAUAAUUAUUUUUUUUCCCCAUUUUGUGUCUUGUUUAUAAAUGUUUUCACAGUAAAUAAAGAGGAAACAGACGUGACGAGCUGCUUCUGUAUAAUUGGU